Molecule: messenger RNA, 969 nt
Organism: Melanotaenia boesemani (Boeseman's rainbowfish)
Lineage: Eukaryota; Metazoa; Chordata; Actinopteri; Atheriniformes; Melanotaeniidae
Product: cytochrome c oxidase subunit 6B1
Exons: 4
Coding region: 152-412 (86 amino acids)
Cellular component (GO): respiratory chain complex IV; mitochondrion
Source: RefSeq, a predicted model, not a curated record
UUGAAUCUUCUCUAUUACAAUCUUUAAAUGUUUCGUGUUUGCUUCUCUUGUGUUUAAAGCUUUAAAACAUAAAUAACUAGCAGCUGUUCUCAGUGUAUUAGUCAACUAUCAAAUUGAGUAUCCUUUAGAAGUCUGACUGAAUCAUAGAGACAUGUCUGACACUGUGGAGGACAAGCUCAAAAACUAUAGGACGGCUCCCUUUGACGCCCGAUUCCCAAACACAAACCAGACCCGCAACUGCUUCCAGAACUACCUGGACUUCCACAGAUGCAACAAGGCCCUGUCUGCUAAAGACCAGGAUGUGUCCCCUUGUGUUUGGUAUCAGAGGGUUUAUAAGAGCCUAUGCCCUGUGAGCUGGGUGGCUAAAUGGGACGAGCAGAUUGAGACUGGAAGUUUCCCAGGAAAGAUCUGAAAUUGCUAACUGUUACCAGACAGGAUGUGUUGCCUGUACCUAUACUUUUCCUUCUGUACUGUGCCUGAGAACAUUCACAAAAAAUUAACUUUGUCAUUACCACUGCUAUCACUGUUAAUUAAACUAUAUACGCACAACUUCUACCAUGUCAAUGUCUAAAGUGUGUUAUAAACAUCUCUUUGAUAGCAUUAAUUUGACAACUAUGAUGUUGAACCAGUUAAGAAUAUUGUAUUUUAUGACAUUUAAGUACUUUGUUGUUUGAUCUGACUUUACACCAACUUUACCCAGAGCCAGGCACAGUUCAUUUUGUCAUAAAUCACUGUUACACACAACAAACAUGGGCAGCAUCUGCUUAAGUCAGCAUUGUUAGUGAAUAACUGUGCCUGCUCAAGUCAGAUGUGAUGAAAAUAUCUUUCAGUGCCCAGUAUUUUCCCCUCUGUUUUCAACUAGUACAACUAAAUUAAGUUCAUACUGAGAUUGCCUCAGAGACUGUAUGUAAGAUGGUAACAUUUUAGUCAUUUCAAAAAUUGAAAUCCUAAUAAAAAUUACGUUCUAAA